GUCUCUGUGCAACCGAGGUAGUUAUUAACUCACAGUUUUCCGGCUAGAAAUGACCGACGUAUUGGAUCCGCAUCCGAGUGCUUUUGUGGCCAUGGCGAACGAGACUGACAAUCGUAAAAAGCCGAACGUCCGUGUCGAGACACGGCCUCGUCUUGAAACCAGCUUCAUUCCUGUACCCGGGACGAACGAUGAACAGUUUCAAAAGGAUUUUCCGGCCUACACGGGUGGACUAGUUUAUUCGAAUCCCGGCCAAUAUGUCGUGAUGCCAGAGUAUUCCAAAAAAGCUGAAAUCGUUUACAAUUUGAAGCCCCGGCCAGACGAUGUCUACAUCCUCACCUUCCCGAAAUGCGGUACAACUUGGAUGCAAGAACUCGUUUGGUUAGCUAUUCACAACUGUGAUUUCGAGAAAGCUAAAACUCCGCUCAACAUUAGAUCCCCUUUUCUAGAGAUGAACUACAUGUUACCCAAAGUCUUGACCGACAAGUACGAAAGGGACGCCAUUGUUUAUCAGACGGGCAUACCCGGCAUCUCGAAAUUCUUGGAGAUUCUCGACUAUUGGAAUUUAAGAGAUGUCUUGAGACCGCACGUUAAGAAAUUAGUGAACAUGGUAUGCGGUCACGUCAUGCGCGAUGUUGAAGAAAUGGAACAAAUGAGUGAAACGCGAAUCAUCAAGAGCCACUUGCCUCUCUAUUUACUCAAUCCCGAGCUACUCAACACUAGCAAAGUGGUUUACGUUGCACGGAAUCCCAAAGACGUCCUCGUCUCGUACUUUCACUAUCACAAGUUGAUUCACUUUCAUCAGUUCACCGGUGACCUGGAGACCUUUGCCGACUAUUUUAUGUCCGACAAAGUAUACGCUUCGCCAUUUUUCCCUCAUUUAAUGGAUGCCUGGAGCAAGCGCCAUCACCCAAAUAUGCUUUUCGUUUUUUACGAAGACUUGAAACGGGAUUUACGAGGAGAAAUUCAGAAGGUGGUCCGUUUUCUGGGCAAGUCUGUCAGCGAGGAGCAAUUGACGAAGCUUACAGAGCACCUACGAGUCGACCAAUUCGCCAAAAAUGAAGCCGUUAACUACGAAGUUUGCAAGGAAUUGGGUUUCAUGAACAACAGCGGCCACUUUAUACGUAAAGGUAAAACAGGCGAUUGGAAAAACCAUUUUUCUCCCGAACUGAAUGCCAGGAUCGACCUGUGGAUUGAAUCAAAUCUCAAGGGCACCGACUUGAGCUUCAUCACAGAGUUAGAUCAGCAAGACUGAUCCACCGACAAAGGCAAAUUAGUAUUGUUUCUCUUCAUCUCAGCCACCAACUGGCUAUUUUAGCUCUCUCUCAAAAUAAAUUAAAAAAAACA
This is a messenger RNA of Daphnia carinata, 1344 nucleotides long. Its product is annotated as sulfotransferase 1C3-like. Gene Ontology annotation, cellular component: cytoplasm. The transcript has 8 exons. The coding region runs from base 50 to 1252 and encodes 400 amino acids. Gene Ontology annotation, molecular function: sulfotransferase activity. Gene Ontology annotation, biological process: sulfation. NCBI's taxonomy places the organism in Eukaryota, Metazoa, Arthropoda, Branchiopoda, Diplostraca, Daphniidae. The record is from RefSeq and is a predicted model, not a curated record.